Marchantia polymorpha subsp. ruderalis is the source of this 4125-nucleotide messenger RNA. NCBI's taxonomy places the organism in Eukaryota, Viridiplantae, Streptophyta, Marchantiopsida, Marchantiales, Marchantiaceae. The record is from the annotation of a GenBank genome assembly.
GUGGAGAUGAGCUGAUCAGCACGGGUCUCUCGUCUCCCUCUCGAGGUUUCCGAGUGCGGUUGGUCGAUGAUGGAAGAGCAAGCAAGAGCUCGCCGAAAGCUUUGGAACUGCUCUGGCCCACGGCUUCAUCAGCUGCAAAGCCCAUCCAUCAUCAGCUAGUCUUCUCGGAUCAUGAGCUUGCAGGCUGAUGACUGCUAAUCGAAGUUCUGAGGAUUCCUAUCCUCUUUCCGAAGUUUCCAUGACUUCAAUUUGAGCUGUGUGAAGUGCGCCGCCAAGAAGUUAAAGAGGAGCAACAGAUGUCGUGGUCGAGAGGUAGAUUUUCAUUUUCAAGCCGCAAUGUACCUGAGAGAGGGAGGGCUCUGAUGGGCAAUCGUACCCAUUGUCACGGUGAGUUCUUGGGUAUGGUGCAGAUGGGGAGAAAUGUGUGGCGUGCGGUGAUGUGUUCGAAGUGAACCUGAAGGACUUUUCGGAGCCGGAGUCUCUGAGUGGGCUGACGUGAGAAGCAGCCUCCUCGAGCUUUUGAGCGGAAGCUGCAUUGCGAGCGAUAUGACGGGAGCUGGAGAUAUGGAGGGCAACAGUAGUGAGGUCUCAAGCCCGGCAGAUGUGCAUUCCAACCACCACUUAGAUGCCUUGAAGCACAGCCGAGGACUACUCAGCUUCCGAAGUAGGAAAAUGCUGGGACUAUUGGCGAAAAGGGGUGUCGCAGGUCCAACCGAGACGAAGGUGUCGGCUCCAACAUCAGCCAGGGACGUGAAGCUGGAAGUCAUUGCCAAUCGUCCUGAGCAGCUCUCCGUGAACCUCACGAAAGAGCAGCCGAAGAAGAACAUUCUCGAGGUCAAAAGGACGGUGAGAACGGUAGUAGCUCGGAAUGGUGGUUCAUAUCCCAACGGACGCGUGACGGACAGAGAGAGUAGGAAGCCUCUGAAGGAUGACGGUGGGAGUAAGGAUGAACCAGCUGUCGUGCAAACACCACCUCCGAAGAAGAAACCUUCGUUACCUGCAAAGCUCAAGCUGCUGGAAACAUUUUAUGAAGGGCUCGAAGCAGCGAUCAGCCUUUUGGGGAUUCGCCGUCAAAUGUGCACCUUCAAGAGCAUUUGCAAGACGGUAGAGCAGAUGAGUAAGAGGCGCUUCUUACGGUCUCACUUGGCACAGUUGAAGUUUCUCUUUCCGGAGGUUAUCGAAAUCGACUAUGUCAGAGUCCCCGACCUGGAUUCACGUCGAGACGUCUGGGAUUUGAGAAUCAGUUUGAAGAGUUUCGUGGGCCUUCCCGGGGGAAGUCCUUUGAAAGGUGCUGCAAGCCCCUCUCGUGACAAAAAUGCUCAAACCAUCAGGAGGAAAAGAGAGUUUCACGCUCGCCUCCUCAAGUUCAGCAGGUCAACUAACGAGAACGUCGAUGUGCCUCAAGAUCCUCUUCCGCAAAGACCGCUGGGUGGGCCGUCUAUGCCUUCUCCCGUCUCCUCAGGGCUGCCGGAUUUGGGUGAUGCAUGCGAUACCAACUCUCCGCUGAAACAGCCCGUAGAAGAAAGCUCGGAAUCUCCUUUCACUGUGAACGAGGAGGCCCGUCACAAGGUCCCAGAAGCUCGAGAUGGCCCAGAAGCUGAACCGGCCCCGGCCUCCAUCGCAGAAGUGUACGAGUUCUCCAUAGUGCAGCCUCACUGCGGCAGCUUCGUCGACAUUGACGUUAGCUCUCAUUUUCCGCCAUCCUUCAAGAGUCACUUCCAAGAAAGACACAAGGAGCUCUCUGCUAUCGAGAGACCGGAUCCUGCUGAUUUCCUCGACAUUGGCUUGACUUCUCAUUUUGCGCCGUCCUUCAAACCCCUGUUCCAAGAACGGCAGAAGGAGUUGUCAACAGAAUCCAGGUGUCACUCGGGUUCAGUUCUUAGUGAGGCGCAUCUGCAGACUUCAGCAAUAUCUUCAAGAAUUACAGCGCGCUUCUCUACUUCAUUCGAACACCAUAUCUCAGAGCCUUGGAAGGAAGGCAUCCCGGAGGAUGACAUUUCAGAGUCGCUGCAAUCUUCUGACGGUGGGGACGAGUCUUGCAGGCCUUCUCCCCUUGAUAAUGAGGAAGCCUCUUCGAGUCUCUUACCUUCGGAUUUGAACUCAGAUUCAUGUUCUCAUCGGGCCCCGAGUGUUUUGGAAGCUGAAGAGGCAUCUGCAUCCGGAGAGCAGGAAGGUGGUGAAUCACAGGGAGUCUCAACCAUUCACUCGGCUCAACGGUCUCCUCUUCGGGACAGCUCAGUAUACAAAGCGUCGGAGGCAUCUUCAGCAGAACGCAGAUCUUCAAUGUCUCCUGCCAUCAUGAGUCCACUCCCAGGGAUGCGGGCUGAGAUUCCACACAAUCGCGCUCACACCCCCCAAUUUGUUUCCACCUCACUUUCGACGCCGUGUUCCAGCGUUCCUAGUACUCCCCACACCAGUGGUGCAAACGUCCAAUCUUCGCCUGCCACAGAGCACACUCCGGCAUCUGUUAGUCCGAGCCGAUUCUCUUAUUAUGUCCAGGAAUCCCCUGUCCCUAUUCACGUCAAGAAUUCAGAAUUGCUUUCUACCGACGCUGUUCCUGUGAAGAGUCAAGGCAUCAUGAGGUCGCUGAAAUUUGGAUCCCCUACCAGACCUGUUCGAACCCAUAUUGCUGCUGCAGAGGAAUUUGCCCCCAACACUCCACAGGUUGGUACAGCUCCUGAGUCUACGCCGAAGGGUGAGAGUAAGUACGCUCCAUAUCAGUCAUCUUCUCACACCCCUACGAUGAGUACUCCUGAAACUUCGCUGGGGAAGUCAACCUAUUUCUCUCCUGUAAGGCCGCAGAGAUCACGGGCUCUUCUGUUCAGCACACCGGAGAAAGUCCGUAGCACCGAAGUACCUGUUGCCAAGUUGGGCACUCCCAGUACCUCUCAGCGUUUCAAGUCUCCUCAAACUGGUGGUUCCAUGGAACCUCCGCGGUUUAUGUCCCCUCCCAAGUCUCAAACUCUGAGUGCUCCGGCCACUCCAGUUCCCCAAACUCCUGUGAGAAGUAUUCUCUACUCACCCCCCAAGCGGACCAGAUUCAACAGAGGAUCAUUGUUCUCCACUGACACUCGUGAAGAGGAUGGGGCUAAGACUCCUGGACCAAGUGUUGACGAGGCGAAGGCUACUAUAGACGCUGCUUGUGAUGCUACACCAGACCUGGAGUUAAGCACAGAUCCUCGUUCUCGGGAGGAGAGCUUUAAUGUACUAAAAGAUCCACCAUCUAUCACGUCCAAAGAAUUGACUUAUGUUUCAGCAGCAGACCUUGCGAUUAUCGACAGUCUUCCUCCAGAGCUCGUUCUUUCCGUGCGAGAGAAGGAGAGAAAGAUCAACGAUGAAAAUACGAAGGAGCUGAUGGCACAAAGGAGGAGGCAGCAGAUGAUGGCUGGCUUACCGAAGAUGUUUAAUCAGCUUCGCUUAAUUUUCCAGUCACUCAAGCGCUCGGUUCUGCCUCGCAACGAGCUCAUAAGAAAUGUGCUGUCCACGAAUGCCGAUAUAACCGACAGAGGCGAGGUGGAGGAGCGUCUGAAGUUGCUCGUUGAGCUUGCACCGGACUGGAUCUCUAAACACCCAUCUGCUAACGGUGACUAUAUAUACAGAAUAAACAAGACUGCCAACGUUACAAGAAUCCAAAAGAAGAUUCUUGGAGAUUGUUAGAUAAGCUUCAAUAUACUCUAGUCGUACAACUGUGAUGAAGACGAGAGAAGAGGUGGAAGGUUUGGAAGGUUUCUCGAGAAAGCGACAGUUGAGCGCCGAGGACCUUGGAAGAUUCUUCCUAGUUGUAAAAUGGAGGCGUCGCAACUUGGCCUCGCUUGAGAUGUAGAAAGGAAAUGAGGGCAAAGGUUACUAUGCCCUACGAGUAUAGCUAUGUAUAUUAAUACCAAAGAAGUAACAGAACUAGAUAAAUUUCUCUAGACUUGUCGAAAGUUUUCAAAUUAUUAGAUUAUGUUUAUUAGAUUUGUUUCGAUUUGAAAAUUUCUACACAAGGAAAUGAUGAAAAGGCCACCUGGACGUGAAAGAAAUGGUCAACAAACUGGAGAUACGAGUGUACAACAACAUCCCUUUUAGAUUAAAUCAACUUCAUUUUUUGCAAACGACAAUAAAAUCCGAAAUAUUGCAACUUGC